This is a messenger RNA of Micropterus salmoides (largemouth bass), 436 nucleotides long. RefSeq names its product voltage-dependent T-type calcium channel subunit alpha-1I-like. Gene Ontology annotation, cellular component: plasma membrane; voltage-gated sodium channel complex; neuron projection. The record is from RefSeq and is a predicted model, not a curated record. Gene Ontology annotation, molecular function: low voltage-gated calcium channel activity; voltage-gated sodium channel activity. The transcript has 2 exons. The annotation marks the transcript as partial. Gene Ontology annotation, biological process: membrane depolarization during action potential; neuronal action potential; sodium ion transmembrane transport. Lineage: Eukaryota; Metazoa; Chordata; Actinopteri; Centrarchiformes; Centrarchidae.
AGGUAUGACCCCUCCUGCCCCGUACUACCAGCCAGAGGAGGACGAUGAACGCCCCUUCAUCUGCUCCCUGCCAUCUGAUAAUGGCAUCAUGUCAUGUUCUGAUGUGCCGGCGAGGCGCGAAGGAGGACGCACAUGCUGUCUAGACAGGGAGGACGCGCUCCACAGACAGUCUCUGGGCCUGAGUCCUGAGCCACUGGCCAACAGUAGUGGUGCAGGAGAAGCAAUUGGUUUGUGCAUCAACUGGAACCAGUAUUACACUCGAUGCCACACAGGAAACAGUAACCCCCACAAAGGUGCCAUCAACUUUGACAACAUUGUCUACGCCUGGAUUGUAAUUUUUCAGGUCAUCACUCUGGAAGGCUGGGUGGAGAUCAUGUAUUAUGUAAUGGAUGCCCAUUCCUUCUACAACUUCAUCUACUUCAUUUUACUCAUCAUU